This is a messenger RNA of Mytilus trossulus (common blue mussel), 3968 nucleotides long. RefSeq lists its product as uncharacterized. The coding region runs from base 113 to 1933 and encodes 606 amino acids. The record is from RefSeq and is a predicted model, not a curated record. Lineage: Eukaryota; Metazoa; Mollusca; Bivalvia; Mytilida; Mytilidae. The transcript is spliced from 10 exons. Gene Ontology annotation, cellular component: spindle pole; centrosome.
CCGGUAAACAGAUAAACACUUGUUUAGAAAUCUUCGUUUGAGACACCUUUUUCCAGUUUAUAAUGCUUGCUCAUGGGUAACUUACUGAGACGAAUGUUAUAGUUAUUAAGAGAUGGCAACUGGUGAUAUUGCUAACAAUUUGAGAAAACUUCAAAAGGAAUUGAAAUUAAUCAAGUUUUCUGACAAUGUGGAUCUUACAGGAAUGUCACAGGGAACACCAACAGCUUUCCUGCCAAUAUAUCAUUAUCUGUUUACCAGUUAUAGUCAUGCCAUAGCUGAAAUGGUAUCGUCAUCAGAUACAGAAUUGUAUGGCAAAACAGAUUUCAGGUUUAUAGAAGCUGUGUAUAAGUUAAUGAGAGACAUGUUUACUUACAAACCACCAGUGACUAAAGAACAGUUCUUCAAUGCUGGAUUUGCUGAGAGAAAGAUUAUCAUGUGUGCUGAUGUUAUACAAAUGAUCAGGCAGAAGAAUAAAACUUUACAACCUAAUAAAAAGUCCACGACGUCUGCUGUUUCUACCAUUUCAAAUAAUCUUAAUAAAAAGUCAUCUAGACCCAAACUGACAGAUUUAACAAGACCUCCAUCACAAUCAGUCACAGCAAAGACCUCCUCUCGUCCAGGAUCAGCUGAUCACAAACAGGUUACAUUUGCAUCGGAGGAAGUUGUGAACGAAUUAAAACAGCCACCCAAGUAUCAAGGCUCUAGACAUGUGGCACACAAAGAGCCACCAUCUCCAGUUACCAUAGUAAACAUGUCUCCUGGAGUCACGAAGGAGAUAGUGCGGAUGGAUGAACAUCCGUCCAGAGGAUUUAGAUAUGCUGUAGUGACCCCUGCUAUUGCAAAGCUGCCAUGCAAAUUGUCCAGAACAAGUGAUACCAAUGCUAGUAAAGGAUUAAAUUUUGAUGAAUGUGAUGAUAUAGAAGUUGUAAAUGCUACCUCUCCCGAUGCCUCUCUGUAUGAACCAAUACACAACAGUACCAGUAUUGCUCAGGAGGAAAUGCAGGAUCAUUUAUCAACACUUCAUCAUUCUGUUGAGCUUGUAACAGAAAGACUAUCAGGCUUUGAGUCAGCUAUGACCUCAGUGACAAAGUUAAUGCAGGACCAUCAGACCUCUACAGACCCCCAUCUUAUUGAUGUAGUGACUCACAUACAACAACAGAUAGAAAAUCUAACAGCAAGGAUGGUUCUUAUGGAAAAUAGAGUUUCUAUUGUUGAGUCUAAGAUAGAAAAAUCUUCAUCUCCAUCAGCAAGAAGUUCAGAACCUCUAGUGAAUGGCCAAAGAGACACGUACACUUCACAUAGUCCAAAAGAAAUCCGUCAUAAAGAAAUUCAGGGCUAUAUGUCGAAGGAAAGCUAUCCUAGUGAAGUGCAGAGAUACACAACAACAGAAAUCCUUCCAAAAGAAUCUCAGAAAUAUUCACCAGAGCAGAACCGUCCAAGUGUAAUACACAAGACUACCACAGAGAGCCAUACAUAUCCAUCAAAUCAGGCCCAGCAUCUAGAAUCAAAUGUAAAAUAUGUUGGUUCUAAAGAGAAUCAUCUUCAACAUCAAGUACCUAAUGGCCAGACAGUCCAACCAGAUCAUGUUGACCCUUCACACAAUUCUCAUAGUGCUAAUUACUCAGGAAACACCUCUAUUCCAUCUCAUCUAACCAGUGCUGACCAGUUCUCCUUUGCCUUGUCUCCUAUCCGUACCCUUAAAGAUAGUAGUGUAAUAAAGCCAGGACAGAAUACUACCUGUGAGGACACUUUUGCCCUGGAGGCAGAAGAUGAUGCAAGAAGGUCCAGUACCCCUACAGAUUUCAAGGACCUACCUAUUAGAACUACUUGUGAAGAUUCUUUAUCAUUCCAAUGUGGAGAUGUAUCCAUGCAACAAAGAGUGGAUAGAAUUAAAAAUAUGAUGGUAUCAACAAAAACUAUGCUAAACCACUAAUAAGAGAUAAACAACAGACAGAUUGACAAUAUACAGUGAUACAUAUAUGAGAACAGUCAACAUAUUCAAUGUAACAUAGAUAUGAACAGUACAUGUACUCAAAUCUGACUGCAUACCUUCCUAAUUUUCUAUUUACAAUUAAACAGUAACAGUGGGAAGGUUGACUAGAGACUACAACAUCACUAGAUAGUAAUAUAGACUACAUAUAUUCCAAAGAAAGUGACACAAACAAAAUUUAAAAGUGAAAUUAUAAAUUUGUCAUUUUAUGUUUAUAGUCUUUAGUCUUUAGAAGUGUCAACUUGACACUAUAAUCUCUCUGUAAUUUCAAUCACCCUGGUAAAUCCUGGUAAAAUGUUUAAACAAAUAGUAUUUCAAUCAACAUUAAAACAAAUGCAUUAGGCCUAAUACUGGCACAUCUAAAUAAAGUGAGAAUUGGUACCAGAUGAUAGAUAGUGGGGCAGCACAGCCAAGGUGUAUUGUGUCUUUUUAUUUUGUGUCUGAGUUUAACUAUGACUACAUUGUUAGGAAUUUAUUAUAUUGAGGAAAUAAUUAAAUGUGUACUUAACUGUCAUUGAAUGUAUAAAUAAGAAAGACAUAAUAUUAACAUUGUUUUUUGUUUUUUCUAGGUUAAAUUUCACUUAGUCUAUUGGAAAGAGUUUUUAAUAUCUACUUGGCAACAUAAAUAAGCCUAGAACUCCGUAUUAUUAGUUGCAUGGUGUGUAACCCCGAUAUGGAAUUUACUGACCCAAAUAUCUCGUAGUAGGUCACUAGCACACUGUGAACAAAUUUAUCUUACUGGCUAUCUUCACAUGUGGUAUUUUUACUUUCAGCCUAUCAAAGUGAUCAAGUCUUCAAUAUUUAGAAGUAAGAUCCCAUACUUCCAUUUGUCUAAACAAAAAAAAAUGCCAACUUUUUAGCUUAAAAUUUAUUAUAUGAAUUUAUUUCAAUCGUAUUACAGGUAUUUAUUUCUUAGUCUGUUGAAUACUUUCAGAUUUAUUUUUUUUGUUUUGAAAGGAAAGUAACUCCGUGAUGCCGACAGAAAUUACUUGUUAGCUAAUUAAGUUUUAUAAACUUAUUUCAACCUUGCAUUGUCAUUUGUCGUCUGUUGAAUCCAUUCAGAUUUUUCCUCAACACUGUGUUGUUUUUUUAAAGGGUUGUGGCAUCUUUUAUCUUUUUGUUUUGAAAGGGAAAUAACUCCUUACCAACCCCAUAUGGUUACACCCUAUAUCAAAUAUACAUAGUCACCACAUAUAUUCCAUUAACCAAAUUCAUAUCCCCAUAAAUCUAUUGAAGGUAAGAUAAAUAUUGAAACAGUCAUGUUAAGUAAAUUAACUGUUAAUUAAAUGUAAAAUAAUUUAAAACAUUUUGGGUAUUUCUAACCAAGUCAAAGAUUGUAUCAGUCAGAUUUUCUGUAGUGUUUGAGUAUGGAAAGAGUAACUGUGGAGGUAGUUAUAUAUCCGUCCAAUGUCUUCUAUAAGUUUCGACAUGUACUUGUUUAUUAUUUAUGAUGUAAAAUUACUGUAGUCGGAACAUACUUCUGUUUAGUGUAUAUAUAUUUAUUAUAAAAGGGAUUUGUAGUUUCAAAAUUAUUAAUGUUAUACAUAAUUCAGAAAGUUUGCCUUGAAAACAAUUAAAAAAAUAUUAUAUACAAUUUAUUUUUCAGAAUUAGGCCAUACAAAUACAUUGCUAUGGCUUCUUCAGCCUAAAUAUCAAUGAUCUAAUAUUUAAGUACAAUAUUUUGACUGUACAGUUUGAACUUUUAUGAAAAGUGUGGUUGAAUGUGUUUUAUGGUUAAAUAAUCUGAUAUUUUGUAUUGCGCCAAAGUGUUACAUGCAAUGACAAUUUUUUCAGUGUGACAUUGUGGUGUCAAUAAAUAAAUAAAUCGUUUCAUCUAUUAUUGAUUCUGGUGCAAGAUUUAAAAAGUUUUCUUUAUAAACAGAAGUGCAUUUAUUUGAAUAGCAUGAUUAAUGGAUUUUGUUCACUUGCUAAAUACAUUCCAUUUUGAUAUUUAUUUUUCUAAUAAAAACGAAAUGUA